Messenger RNA from Lucilia cuprina (Australian sheep blowfly), 543 nucleotides. RefSeq names its product MIEF1 upstream open reading frame protein. The transcript is spliced from 2 exons. The record is from RefSeq and is a predicted model, not a curated record. Lineage: Eukaryota; Metazoa; Arthropoda; Insecta; Diptera; Calliphoridae. Bases 262 to 468 code for a protein of 68 amino acids.
AGUACUCGCAUUUAAAUAUAACGAUAUUAAAACAGUUUAGAAGUCACAGUCAUUUUAAAAACAACCACUACCCUUAUUUACAACCCUGAACGAAAUCACAAACACAUGUUUAUUUAUAAACAAAAAAACAGCUGUUUAGAAAACAAAAACAAAACAGCUGAAGAGCAUCAAAGAAAUGCGGCAAAAGUUGAUCAUCAUUCGUCAAAAAACAUCUAAAUUUUAAAAAUAAACAAAAAAUAUUAAAAAUAAAGAUAUAAAACUAUGUUCCAACCCUCUAAACAACAAGUUUUACGUUUGUACAAACAUUUAAUACGUUACGGCAAUCAAUUGCAAUUGACGGAUAAAUCCUACUUUUUGGGCAGAGUACGCAGAGAAUUUAGGGAAAAUAGUCAAGAAACAGAAUUACAUAAAAUUGAAUUUAACUUUAAGAGAGGAGAAACUUUAUUACGUAAAGGCCGUAUUUUGUAGAGGAGAACAAUAACUAAACAUGAUUUCCCUGCUUUCUAGUUUAGCAAAACAAAAUCUUAGUUUGAUGGUCAAAAA